Fulmarus glacialis (Northern fulmar) is the source of this 912-nucleotide messenger RNA. RefSeq names its product RWD domain containing 1 (gene RWDD1). Gene Ontology annotation, biological process: cytoplasmic translation. The annotation marks the transcript as partial. The transcript is spliced from 6 exons. Gene Ontology annotation, molecular function: protein binding. Lineage: Eukaryota; Metazoa; Chordata; Aves; Procellariiformes; Procellariidae. The record is from RefSeq and is a predicted model, not a curated record.
GAAUCUCUCUCUGUCUUUUUUUUUUUCCUUUGAACAGUAUUGUCAGAAAAGCCAACGACUUUCACAAUCACUGUGACAUCUGAGGCGGGAGAAAAUGAUGAAACUGUCCAAACAACCCUUAAAUUUACCUAUAGAGAAAAAUAUCCUGAUGAAACUCCACUUUAUGAAAUUGUCUCACAGGAGAAUCUUGACGAUAAUGAUGUCACAGACAUAAUAAAACUACUAGAACAACAGGCAGAAGAAAAUUUAGGAAUGGUAAUGAUCUUCACUCUAGUCUCAGCAGUACAGGAGAAAUUAAAUGAAACAGUGGAUCAAAUAAAAACGCGAAGAGAAGAGGAAAAGAAACAGAAAGAAAGAGAAGCAGAAGAAGAAGAGAAACAACGUUUUCAUGGCACUCCUGUUACCAUUGAGAAUUUCCUAAAUUGGAAAGCGAAGUUUGAUGCAGAACUCCUAGAAAUAAAAAGGAAAAAAAUGAAAGAAGAAGAACAAGCGGGCAAAAAUAAAUUAAGCGGUAAACAGCUGUUUGAAAUGGAUCACAACCUUGACACCUCUGACAUCCAGUUCUUGGAGGAAGCAGGAAACAGCGUGGAGGUUGAUGAAUCUUUAUUCCAAGAAAUGGAUGAUUUAGAGUUGGAGGAUGAAGAGGAUGACCCUGACUACAACCCCGUUAAUUUAGAUAGUGAUUAGACUUUUUUUGAACUGGCUCUGUCAUCAGUAUGGACAUACGUAAGGAGAGAGGGGCAGGCAGGAAAGCCACAGCAUCUGUGGUUUUAGUAAUGUGUAUCAGGUUUUUUUUUUCUUUCCUUUUUUCUUUUUUCCAAAGAAAAAAACCAAAAUAUUUUAAAUCCAGGAGAAUGGUCUUCUGAUGACUUUCAUCAUAAAUAAAUUUACUUUAAUAUUUCAAAUGAAAAA